AUGGAGUGGGAGGAAGGGGACGAAGGUCAGGGAGGGAGAUGGGGAUUUAAUCGACGCUUCAAGGCUGUCAGCAAAGUCCUUGACCAAAUCAUGGAGGUAAUUAUCAAUGAGCAUGAACAAGAAGCUAGCAGAGGGCUUCAAAAUCGGGACAAGGACUUCAUUGACGUAAUGCUAUCAUUGAUGAACAAGUCCACCAACACUCUUGAUCAGGCGAAGAGGCUGUCCUGGGAUGCAUUUGGGGUUAAUCAACAUAAGAUUGGUGGUGGCACAGUUAGUGCAUUGCUUCAACUGGGAGUUACCUAA
Ilex paraguariensis (yerba mate) is the source of this 303-nucleotide messenger RNA. The record is from the annotation of a GenBank genome assembly. Lineage: Eukaryota; Viridiplantae; Streptophyta; Magnoliopsida; Aquifoliales; Aquifoliaceae.